This is a messenger RNA of Pseudomassariella vexata, 726 nucleotides long. RefSeq lists its product as uncharacterized. The coding region runs from base 225 to 605 and encodes 126 amino acids. Lineage: Eukaryota; Fungi; Ascomycota; Sordariomycetes; Amphisphaeriales; Pseudomassariaceae. The record is from RefSeq and is a predicted model, not a curated record. The transcript has a single exon.
CUGUAAUGUAGUCGGGGGCGGUCUUGGAGGAAAUGGGUAGCACAUAUAAAUCGCUGAAUCAAGUCGUGUGCUAUCGUAAGUGAAUCCUCACUAGCAACUCCAUCUCCAGCGCAAAAGCAUCUUCCACCUAAGCCCACGAGAAAUCAAACUUCUACACUCGAAGCCGCCAAUACCACCCAGACAUACUUUACAAAUCAAAAUCCAGCACCACGCCUACAACCAAAAUGUACCACCUCGCCCUCCUCCUCACAACCGCCGCCUUCGUCUCCGCCUCCCCUUACGCCCUCCCCUCGCCUCCUCGAACCCUCAACGCCCGUCAAACUACCACUGUCGACGCCUCUCAACUGGCCCAAGUAGCCAGCAAUAUUCAAAGCAGCAACGCCGCCAUCCAGGUCACGGGCACCGACAUCGUCUCCCAAGUCAACUCGCUGCUAUCGAGCGGAUUCGCCGUCGAUGGAGUCGCCGGGCUCCUGAGUAACACGCAGCAGGACCUGGUGGGACUAAGCGACAGCCUUAGCCGCUUGGCUGAGGCUUUGAACUCAGCAGGGGGAUCAUUUUCGGAUGCGGAGGAGAAUGCGGCGGGGCAGUUUGGGGGGAAGAUUUAGCGAGCUAAGAGGGACGGGGCAAAGGUAUAGAGGUAGGGAGGUAGCAUCAUGGCGACCGUUACCCCGAGCGGGUUUGGUGGGAAAGUAGCUUUUCUCCCUUCUCUGGUUCUGCGCUGGCCGU